Messenger RNA from Malassezia globosa CBS 7966, 555 nucleotides. RefSeq lists its product as uncharacterized. Gene Ontology annotation, cellular component: ribosome. Gene Ontology annotation, molecular function: structural constituent of ribosome. The transcript has 4 exons. Bases 1 to 555 code for a protein of 184 amino acids. Gene Ontology annotation, biological process: translation. The record is from RefSeq and is a predicted model, not a curated record. NCBI's taxonomy places the organism in Eukaryota, Fungi, Basidiomycota, Malasseziomycetes, Malasseziales, Malasseziaceae.
AUGUUCUUAUGGCGCAAACCAAGGGAGAGGUGCAAGAAUCCCUGGCAGGAUAGAUAUCACAGAUUAGUUCAGGAAAAAUUUCUAUCCCUUGCACCCCUCAUUCUCUUGACCAAACUUGACUCGUGUUACAGCCACUCUCGUGCACACCCGUCGCGCGACCGCGAUCUGAACUCCCCCAUCACCCUGCGGACCCGCAAGUUCCUUAGUAACCGUCUGCUCCAGCGCAGGCAGAUGGUGCUUGAGGUGAUCCACCCAGCCCGCCCGAACGUGUCGAGGAGCGAGCUGCAGGAAAAGAUUGGCGAGUUGUACAAGACCCCCAAGGAACAGGUCUCGGUGUUCGGCAUGCGCACGCACUUUGGUGGUGGUCGUUCGACAGGUUUCGCUCUUGUGUAUGACAGCCAGGAGGCCAUGAAGAGCUUUGAGCCGACGCACCGCAUUGUUCGCAAUGGUCUUGCUCCCAAGAUCGAAAAGGCCUCGCGCAAGCUUCGGAAGGAGCGUAAGAACCGUGGCAAGAAGGUUCGCGGAACGAAGAAGGGCGACUCGAAGAAGAAGUAA